CUUUCUUACUUCCAGCAUAUUCCCGUUUCUUAGAACCGGUCCUCGACCAUCACUGUCCAAAAUGGCCGUCUCCCAAGAAAGAAUCACGCUCUACAACCUAGCAGACCUCAAAAACACCUCGGACGACGCCAUCCCAAACUACCUCAACAGCCUCAAAUUCCGCCAGUCGCACCGGCUGACCGACGUGCGGCUCGCCCUGGGGUACUCGGCGCUGCUGCUCGCGGGCGCCUGCUUCGUGUGGGACUGGAAGCUGGGGUUCGACUCGACAAAGUACCUGACGGCGGCCGCCGUGGCGCUGUACACGCUCGUCAACGGGGCGCUGACGCUGUGGGUGCUCUACGUGGAGCGGGGCACCGUGUACGAAGGGGUUGCGCCGUCGGGCGAGACGGUGCGCAUCGCCACGUCGACGCGCAAGAACGUGCCGACCUACUUUUUGACCAUCGACAUUGAAAGCAAGGACAAGGGGGGCAAGCACAAGAGGGAGCGUCUUGAGGUCAGCAGGGCGUUUACUGAGUGGUUCGACGCCGCGGGCCACUUUGUUGCCGCGCCGUUCCAGACGGUCCUGGCCAGUGCUGUGCCCGUGAUUGGGAGGCUUGAUCCUAAGAGGGUGGUCUCGUCCACAGGCGAUGCUACAGUGCCAGCCUACACGCCCGAGAUGCUCGACAUGCUCUCCGAUGCAAAUUUGAGCGUCGUGGGGUCCGCAGCCGAGGCGGCCACGGGGGCGGAAUCGGCGGGGAAGAAGGGUGGGAAGAGGAGGAAGGCGUAAUAACAGCGGGACUGAUCUCGGGUUUUCAUGAUGGGAGUCAAAGACAAGGGAGUCAUUUGCUGUUUGAGGAAAUAUUCAAAAGGCCUGGUAUUGAAAAUCGGCCUGCUCAGAUGGAGCAUAAAAUUAGCCUCGGCCCGUCUGCAAUUGUACAUCAUGUGGAAUUGCUUCAGAGUAAGCUGGGAAGAGAGAUACCCUUGUCUUCAUCACCCCAAAUCCUCUAUAUGCCUUUGCGAGU
Messenger RNA from Canariomyces notabilis, 1001 nucleotides. RefSeq lists its product as uncharacterized. NCBI's taxonomy places the organism in Eukaryota, Fungi, Ascomycota, Sordariomycetes, Sordariales, Chaetomiaceae. Gene Ontology annotation, biological process: protein targeting to ER. Gene Ontology annotation, cellular component: membrane; signal peptidase complex. The transcript is spliced from 2 exons. Bases 62 to 766 code for a protein of 234 amino acids. The record is from RefSeq and is a predicted model, not a curated record.